UGAUUUGCCUUUCAAAAUCAGUGGCAAAAAUUAUGAAUUUAAUUUUUUUCAUGGAUGACUUGUUUGCAAACAAAUGACCCACGGCAAAAAACACAAAAAAACGUAUUAUUAUUUAAUAAAAUAUGAAAUGAUUCUGCCAAUGCUCCAAUUUAUUUGAAAUAAUUUUUACACGCACAGUAUUUUUGAGGGAAAACUGAAGCAUUUGCAUAUACAGUAGUGCUAUAGUAACUGCCCUCCCCGCCCUCUGCGCUACGUUUGUCCCUCGCAACGAUCCGUAGUCAGUCUUGAGGAAGAAGCUUCAGCCAGUCGGGUCUUGCCGCCUGCCGAUGUACUCCUGCCUCACUAAAAAAUGGAGAGCGACACCGCUGUGCGGAGAAUCAAACCACCCGGGACUCGUUACGCUGCUCACGAUAACAGCGAAAUUCGGGAGUGCUGCGAGGACAACGGCUACAAGGGUGACCCGAAGAGGAAGCCCGAAGUGAGCUUGUACCUGCUGCGGGAGGGACUGACAGCUUGCCUGGUCUCUGUGUUUAUUUUGGUGCUGUGGGGACUCGUUCAUUUGUCAUUGCAGCAGCUUGUCAUUGGAAAACCGACUGGAGAAUUCAACGCGGCGAGAGCCAGACAACAUUUGGAGCAGAUCACCAGCGUUGGCCCUCGACCCGUGGGCAGCCAGGAGAACGAGGUCCUGACAGUGGCUUACUUGUUGGAGCAGAUAGAGAGCAUCAGAGCCAAGACCGCCGCCGGCCCUCACCAGCUCACGGUGGACGUGCAGCAUCCCACCGGCUCUUUCUCCAUCGACUUCCUCGGCGGGUUCACAAGCUUCUACGACCACGUCACCAACAUUGCUGUUAGGUUGGAGCCCAAGGGCGGCAGUCAGCAUCUCAUGCUUGCCAACUGCCACUUUGACACCGUGGCUAAUAGUCCAGGUGCCAGUGACGAUGCAGUAAGCUGUGCUGUUAUGCUGGAGGUCCUUCAUUCUCUGGCCAACCACUCCACUCCGUUUCACCACGGUGUAAUCUUCCUGUUUAAUGGAGCUGAGGAAAAUAUACUCCAGGCCAGUCACGGCUUCAUUACCCAGCAUCCUUGGGCCAAGAAUGUCCGAGCCUUCAUUAACUUGGAAGCUGCAGGCGUCGGGGGCAAAGAAGUCGUUUUUCAGACAGGUCCAGAGAACCCGUGGUUGGUCCAAGCCUACGUCCAUGCAGCCAAACACCCCUUUGCCUCCGUGGUUGGUCAGGAGGUCUUUCAGAGCGGCGUCAUUCCCUCUGACACCGACUUCAGAAUAUAUAGAGACUUUGGUAACAUACCAGGCAUCGAUCUGGCUUUCAUUGAAAACGGUUUCAUCUACCACACCAAAUACGACACAGCGGACAGGAUCCUGUCAGGCUCCAUACAGCGAGCUGGUGACAACAUCCUGGCUGUCCUGAAGCACCUGCUGAUGUCGGAGAAGUUAGCCGACAGCUCAGAGUAUCGUCAUGGCAACAUGGUGUUUUUUGACGUGCUGGGGGUGGUUGUGGUGGCUUAUCCCGCGCGUGUCGGCACCAUCUUGAACUACAUGGUGGCCACAGCCGCCUUCCUCUAUCUGGCCAAGAAGGCGUCCCUACCUGGAAAUGGAGGUGGCCGUUAUGUUCGUGACCUGACCUAUGCCACAGGCGUGGCGGUGCUGAGCUGGUUCGUCACGCUGGUGUCCGUGCUGAUCGUGGCUCUGAUCGUCACCCUGUUGGGCCGCUCCAUGUUUUGGUACACACACUUCUAUGCUUCCAUCUGCCUGUAUGGAGCCGCAGCAACAGGAAAGAUGAUCCUCAUCCACACGCUGGCCAAGAACCUGUAUUACGGGGGUGUGCGCCUCGUGGAGCUGGGGGAUCUGUACUUUGACGUGAGCCUGCUGCUGUGGGGCUGCAGCCUGGUGUGGCUCACGCAGCAGGGCUUGUGUUCAGCCUACGUGCCCAUGCUGAUGGUGGCCUUCCCGCUGACCACCAAACUGCUGCUGGCUAAAGAAUUCAAACACAGAGGAGCGUCACUGAUGUACAGUUUGUUGUACCUCUUGGGCCUGGCGUUACCGUACGUCCACUUCAUGUUCCUCAUCUGGGUGGUGUUUGAGAUUUUCACCCCCAUCAUGGGCCGCAGUGGGACAGAGAUACCCCCCGAAGUGGUCAUGGCCUGCCUAGUAACCCUGGCAACCAUCUUCCUCUCUUCCUUUUUCCUACACUUUAUCUACUUGGUAAGAAGCACAAAGUGGAUCCUGGCUGGUCUGGGUUCAGUCUUCAUCAUCAUGCUCGUGCUGGUGUCCACUGGCGUCUUCUUUCCGUAUUCAGGAAGUCCUGAUGCCCCUCGACCAAAACGAGUCUUCCUGCAGCACACGACUCGAACCUUCCACAAUCUCCAGGGGCAGGUGGAGAGCCGGGACUCUGGUCUUUGGAUUAACAGCUUUGACUUCACGGGCAUGCAGCACGUCACCCCCCACGUCCCCGAGAUUAACGACAACUUUCGGACCCGCUGCCAGGAGGACCGACCCUUCUGCGGUUUCCCCUGGUUCCUUCCUGUGAAGUUCCUCAGCAGGAAAAACUGGUACCUCCCAGCCCCAGAAGUGUCUCCAGCUUCUCCAGUGGAGUUCAGCCUGUUGUCCAGGGAGGACACAGCCUGGGGGACGGUGAAGAUGACGUUCACCGUUAAAGGACCCAGCCACAUGUCUCUGUACUUGAUGCCUCACAGAGGAGCCAUGCUUUCCGCCUGGUCUUUCGGGGACGGGACCCCCCAGUUCGAUCUGAACGGAGAAUAUUUUAUCUUCUAUUCCCACGGCCUCAACGCCCCCACGUGGACCUUCUGGUUUGAAAUACAGCCCCCCAGAGAACCUGACCCCGAUGGGCCGAAAGGUAUGAUCUCCGUGGCCAUUUCUUCCCACUAUUUCUUCGGAGAGGACAAGAGGACGGCUCAGCUGGAAAAAAUCCUGCGCAGAUUCCCCACGUGGGCGUUCCCCUCCUCCUGGGUCAGUACGUACGACAUGUACAGAUACUGAGGACCCGCCGACGCCGGGGAGAACCAAGGGCUACCGCGGCCCUGAGACAUUUUCAGAAGACGACACUGAAGUGGGCCGCGCUGCCACACUGUUAACACGCAUCCACUCUCUGUCCCAGCUUUGCCUGAGAGACCUUCAUCACUGUGUCAGUUAGCAGCUAACAGGAAGGCGCUGAGACGUGCGAGAGGCGAGCUGAGCAGUCCACCUGCACGCCACAUGCCUCCUUUAUUUUCUACUGAAAUCAGUCGUGCCUUCUCCCUCCUCACUUCCUCCCACACCCUCCUGUCUCUUCCUCUCUCGUGCAGCGCUCCUUCUGUUGUCUGCACUGCAGAUGUAGAUGCAUCCGGGUGGGCACACAGCAUGUUUGUGAUGGCCUUUCGCCACUUUAAAAAAGUCACUUUUCUCGUAUUUCUGAAAAACCUUUCUGUCUCAGUCCAAAAAGCUCAUCACUCCUUAUGAAGCUUGCCGAGGAUGUGGCUGAAAACGGUUAAUGAAAACUGUAAAAAUGCUUUUUUUCUGGCACUUUACAGCGAUUUGGCUUUCAUGUGCAAAGAAAAACAGAUAUUUUUUAAUCAAAAAAGCCAAAUUCAACUAAAAAAAAGCAAAAACAAAGACAUCCCUGCAAUCCGAAGGUAUUUCCUGAGUCUCAGCGGGUGUCUGGGAGGAGAACAAAACUAUUUCCCUUCGAGGUGACUCUUUUUGGAAUUAUUCUUGAAAAAUGGGGUCUCUAGCAACACCAGUUACUCUCAUUUGGUUCCCAAAAAUUAUUUAGAAGCAAAAAACUGUAAACAAAUAUAUAUACCUAUAUAUAAAUACAAACUAUUUUCCAUUUGAGACAGUUAAUUUUAAUGUUUUUGUUUUAUUUUUGACAAAAUCUGAUUUUUAAAAAUAAAAAAUAGUACAUUUUACAGCUAAAUUAUGCCAUUUUCUGUCAAAAUUUCAUUUUUUCCACAUUGUAAAGAAGCUAUUGGGCAAAUAUUUGGAAAAAAAAUAUAGCCAAUUAUUAUAAAGAUUAGUAGAUGAUUCUACAGCAUAAGAGUCAUAGUUUUAAUAAAUCUUCAUUUGAAACUAAAGAUAAUUUCUUUUUUAUUGCUGAAAUAUAAUUUGUUUUAAUUUGAAACAUGUUUUUAAUGUAACCAUACAUUUUUUUUAGGGAAUUUUAUUCAGAAAUGUUAAGACAUAACAUGAUUUGUACACCAUAUGGAUUUUUAUUUUUAUUUACAAGUCCCAAUCUUUAUUUUCUGUAAAUUCAAGAUUUUCUCCUAUUUUUUAUUUUUAUUUUUUUAAUCAUAAAAAGUAAGAGCAGGUUUCUACCCAUUAUGUUGUGUAUUUGAUAAGAAACUUAAACUUCUGGUUAAAUUUUUGAUUUUUUUGUUAAACUUCAAACUAGAGUUGCAGAUAAAGUGUGAGCGCAUCUUUUUCCUUUAAAACAUACAUUUAUUAACAUAAAACUUCAUCAUUUUUAUUUUUUUUUAGCUGUAAACGUUGAAAUAGUAUUUCUUGAGCCUUAUUUGAAGAUGCAAACAGUAAAAUAAUUAAUUUUUAUUUAAAAAUUGUUGAUUAAAAAGGAAAAUUACUGGUGUUGCUGGAGAAAUCCUAAAACCCUUUUGGCGUGGGUCAGCACUGAAACUACCUCAACAGUGUCCAGCAUCAAAACUGCAGUUCUUAAAGCCCUUUUACUGAAGGUUUGGCUGCAAUUUUCUUUUUAUCAUUAACUCUAUUAAUGUAUCUCAUACUUUUUUUUGAAUUAAUAUUACUAAUCUUAACUGAAUGUCCACACGGCUGUCAUAGAUUAGUUACUAAUCUGUGCCCUCUGAAAGUUUAUCAUCUUUUUCAGUAAUAAAAUGUGAAAUCUGAAUGUUGAAACCUGGAAACUCUCCUUAACCUAAGGUUGACCUGACACUGACGUGUAAAAAGAGGCCUUCAAGUUUCACUUCCAAAGAGACAAAAAGUUUCCUAUUUUUGAGACAUAUUGUGCAGAUUUUUUUUCUUUCUUUUUUUUUCACUAAUAUUUCAAUCGGGAAGGAAAGAAAAAUCAGUAUUAAUAGUGUAGCUGUCAGGUUUGACAUUUUUAUGAAGCGAUAAUUAUAUUAUUAGAGCUAAUUUUAAAAAGUGUCUGAAUAUGCAAACAAAUGGAUUCACAAUUUUUCAAUGUUGGGAGAGUGAAGUAAUCGUCUUAUAAAAGAUGUAAAUGUACAUGUAGAGGGUUAAGGAGCAGGAAUGUUUUUGAUCAAAUAUCUAUUUAAAGGCAGAUAUUUUGAUGGUCCUCAAAUUUCAUCUUGAAUGGCACAGACAGAAGAGCUGCUGUAAUUGGUUGUUGGGAAGACGUUUGACAUAAAUGCUGUGAAAAAAAUCACUUUUUUUAAAUUAAAGCUUAUAUGAAGCUUUAUUUAAAAAUAAAAGCUCCUUUUUUAGGAGGAAGUGAAUUUAAGUGACUAUUCUGCAGCAGUGACUUAACCAGAAGUGUGUUUAAGUGUUCGUAACAAGCUGGAACAAUCUGUUUUUAUGUUUAUCUUAACUUUUUUUUUCCAACUUGUCACCUCAACGUUUGUUUAUGCGUUUCUCUGAAUGUUCAGUUUUUGAUCUGACAGGUAAACUAACAAAAACCUGUGUUGUUUUUCCACUUCUGUCACUUUUAGUUGGUGAUUUGCAUUAAGAUUAAUUGAGUUGUGUUGUAUGAAUGGGAUCCUUUUCAUGAUACACUUGAACAGGAAUAAAAGGUUUAAUCUUGAAA
This is a messenger RNA of Oryzias melastigma (Indian medaka), 5747 nucleotides long. Its product is annotated as endoplasmic reticulum metallopeptidase 1. The transcript is spliced from 15 exons. The record is from RefSeq and is a predicted model, not a curated record. Lineage: Eukaryota; Metazoa; Chordata; Actinopteri; Beloniformes; Adrianichthyidae. Gene Ontology annotation, molecular function: metalloexopeptidase activity. Gene Ontology annotation, biological process: proteolysis. Bases 350 to 3013 code for a protein of 887 amino acids.